Molecule: messenger RNA, 2398 nt
Organism: Xyrauchen texanus (razorback sucker)
Lineage: Eukaryota; Metazoa; Chordata; Actinopteri; Cypriniformes; Catostomidae
Product: urokinase plasminogen activator surface receptor-like
Exons: 5
Coding region: 967-1425 (152 amino acids)
Source: RefSeq, a predicted model, not a curated record
CAUGCGCGAACGCACGGGACACAGUCUAAGCACAAACACGCUUACUUUAAGCGAAGAGGAGAGAUUCGCGAUUGCAAUGAACACGUUUUAAGUGCAGGCAUAUUCUCUGAGCGAGCGCAGAGAAAAUUCUUUCAAGAGCAGCGUGUAUCUGAGAGCGCGCGCCCAGUUCCCGCGCGCGAGCAGAGGGAUUCGCGCUCGGCGCAUUAUAUUCCGCGCGCGAGCAGAGGGAUUCGCGCUCGGCGCAUUAUAUUCCGCGCGCGAGCAGAGGGAUUCGCGAUCGCGCAUAACAUUAAUGUACUUUCGCGCUACAAUAAUGCGCUCUCGACAUUUGACAGGGAAAUAACGCCAUAUAUGGGAAGCCAAACAAAGCAAAAGUGGGACGAGACAGCGGGGGUUUACAGAGCUCGCGCCGCGCUGACAUGUCAUCUGCGCGGUUCAAUGGUCCGAGCCGCGCGGCCAGUUCGUCAGCGCAGCGCGGACGUGUUUCCUAGCGACACCCAAUGGGCAGCGCGGCGCGAACAAUCCUCAACAGCGCUGCGCUGACCAAUUUAAACAGCGCAGCGCAAACCAUACAUGCAAAUUAAUGUACAAUAAAGAAACCCCUCCUUCCUUACCAAAAAUUGGUUCUCUGCUGAAAUUUAGCAGUUUUUCCCUACAGAAGACAAAGAAGAAGAAAGACAACAGCUCUGUAAACCCCCGCUGUCUCGUCCCACUUUUGCUUUGUUUGGCUUCCCACAGAAGCUUUCGGCUUCAAAAAUUAUUAUCAAGAUGGUAAAAGACGAACAGCGCUUUGCAAGACAUGCAACGUUAAGAUCGCGGACAGCCAGACGACAACCUCCAAUUUCGUCCGCCAUUUGAAGAGUCAUUCUGCCCAGAUACUCUCUAAACUGUAAAACAUGCAUACCAGACCAGACAGGUACUUGUGUAGAAAAAACGGAGACAUGCCCCAGUGGAUUUUCAGAGUGUAUGAGUUCAAAAGUGAAAAUAACUGGUGUCUCUACUCAAAUGAAAAUAAAGACUUGUGCUCAGCCAAAUGAUUGUCAAACUGGGAACAUGAACCUCGGUAACAUUAAGAUUUCUUCUUCAUGCUGCAACACUGACAGCUGUAAUGACAAAGAUGCUCCAGAUCCCAGCUCUACCCCCAAUGGGAAGCAGUGUUACACUUGCAAUGAUCCAAACUGCUCAAACGUGUUGAGUUGUUCAGUCAAUGAAGACUACUGCAUUAAAGCGUCAGGGUCUUUUGGCGGCGUGUCAACUAUUGUAAAAGGAUGUGUCUCUAAAUCUGUCUGUGAUGCUGCAACAUCGGUUCCAAAUCUUGUGGAUGUCACAUGCUGUCAGGGGAACCUGUGUAACAGUGCAAAGAGCUUCACCCAGAGCUUCAUGCUUCUCUUGUUGCCACUGUUCUCCUACACCCUGUUUCACUGAGUUUCACAAAGUGUAUGAACAUCUGGGUUAAAAGGUCCCCAGUGAUUUUGGUUACAGUGAUUUUGGUAAAUAUAGGGACAAUAGUUAUAUCACAAAAUUGGUCAACUUAGGCAUAUACUUUUGAUGUUUUUUUGAGUAACAAUAUAGAAUAAUGUUUACUCAUUGUGAGUCAGUUUCCAUCACAGGAUUUGAAUGUGUUCAAAUGACUUAUUUCUUGUUUUACUCCACUUUUCAAUAUAUAUUGGUGUUUUAUUUUGCAAAUGUUUUAUGCUUCCUAUUAAUUGGUGUUUCAACUCAAUCUCAUGUUCUUAUGUAUUUAUACAAUAAUAUUGUAUUUAAGAACGGGAAGUCAAGGGUUAAAUUGUUUUUAACAAAAUGGUGUAAAACAAUUGGAAAUGGUGGGAAAAUGUUGUAUUUAAGCGAGAGGGAAAAAAGAUGGGCAACCAGUGUUGGAGCACAUGGACAAGGUUGUUAGCGCUGUUUGAGCACAAUGGAAAUGCUGGUCUCCAUUGUUAAUGAGGGAAGUGGGUACUGCUUUAAUAGCAUAAACAGGUAGCUUUUAGACUGUUUUUAAAAUGACCUUGGUUUAUUUGCUAUUAAAGGGGUCAUUUUAUUUUUAUUUUAUCAUUUUAUUAUCUUCCAUGGGGUCCACUUAUAAUGUUAAUAAAGCUUUUUGCAACAAACAGUCAUAAUUGAGUCAUAAUUGAGUCAUAUGUAAUAAUGUUCCACCCUGUCCCUGUCUGAAAUGCUCGGUGUGGCCCUUUAAGACUUCAAUGUAAACUCCCACUGUUGUGAUUGGCUAACGUCAUACUAUGGAGUAAAUUUCCCACCCAAUGUAUUGCGCUCACAGAUCAAAAAAUAAUAAACAGUCAUCUGACAUUUUUUGCUCUUAUUUACAUUUUUUGCACACUUGCUGUGAUAAUGCAAAUUCACUUAAUUUUCAUUAACCUGUGUUAUUUUUUUAUGCCCUCAA